Zootermopsis nevadensis is the source of this 2906-nucleotide messenger RNA. The record is from RefSeq and is a predicted model, not a curated record. NCBI's taxonomy places the organism in Eukaryota, Metazoa, Arthropoda, Insecta, Blattodea, Termopsidae.
UGGAGACAUGGCGGGCCGACAGAUCUCCGCGUUGGCACUGGUGAUAAUCUGCAUUUGUAGCAGCCUCGCGUCGGAGGAGCAGGCCUCAAGAAAACCAAUUAUUAGAGUGCAACAAGGUUUGCUGAAGGGAAAAGUUUUAGCUUCUAUCCGAAACAAGACAAAGUACGUGGCGUUUCUUGGAAUUCCGUACGCCAAACCUCCUGUCGGUGACCUCAAGUUCAAGGACGACUGUCUCUUUCUCAACGUCUUCACGCCAAAGUUACCUCAUGACACAGCCGAAAUUCUCAGGCCUGUGAUGGUGUUCAUUCACGGUGGGGCCUUUUACUUCGGGUCUUCAACCACUAGUUUGUACGGCGCGGACUACUUGGUCGUUGAAGGAGUUGUCUUGGUUACCAUCAACUAUCGCUUAGGUGUACAAGGGUUCUUGAGCUUAGAAAAUGAGGAGGUUCCUGGAAACGCCGGUCUGAAGGAUCAGACGAUGGCCCUGCGCUGGGUUCAGAACAUUGCGCGGUUUGGAGGGGAUCCUGGCAACGUCACCAUCUUCGGACACAGCGCUGGAGGUGCCUGCGUUCAGUAUCACAUGCUGUCUCCCAUGUCUAAAGGGUUGUUUCACCGUGCAAUUGCACAGAGUGGCUCCGUUUUAAAUUUCUGGGCCUUCACGAAUUCUUCCAAGCGAAUGGCAUUUAAAUUGGGCGAGAAGCUUGGUGUGAAAACUGACGACCCCCGGGAACUGUUGGAGCACCUCAGGAGUGUCAACACAACGCGUCUAACGGAGGUUUCUCACGAAGUUCUCACUCCAGAGGAAAGGCCGUUGCUCUUCGGAUUCCCGUUCCUGCCCACGACCGACACCGAGUCCGGCGAAGAAGAAAUAUUUCUUCCGGCUCCUCCGAGAGAAAUGCUGGACUCCGGGAAAUUUGCAGAUGUGCCUCUGAUUGCAGGGGUCACUUCUCUCGAAGGCUUGUUGGCUCGCUACAUCUUGCGACAAAACUCAUACGCCCUGGACUCGCUGGACAAGGAAUUCGAACGAGCUAUUCCCGAGGACUUUCCGGUGGCCAGAAAUACAAGCAAAUCACAUGAAAUUUCUGAUAUGAUCAGGAAGUUUUAUUUCGGAGAUCAACAUGUAUCUGAAGAAACUUUUCUACGUUUCGUUGAUGAAAGGCCGUUGCUCUUCGGAUUCCCGUUCCUGCCCACGAGCGACACCGAGUCCGGCGAAGAAGAAAUAUUUCUUCCGGCUCCUCCGAGAGAAAUGCUGGACUCCGGGAAAUUCGCAGCUGUGCCUCUGAUUGCGGGGGUCACUUCUCUCGAAGGCUUGUUGGCUCGCCACAUCUUGCGACAAAACUCAUACGCCCUGGACUCGCUGGACAAGGAAUUCGAACGAGCUAUUCCCGAGGACUUUCCGGUGGCCAGAAAUACAAGCAAAUCACAUGAAAUUUCUGAUAUGAUCAGGAAGUUUUAUUUCGGAGAUCAACAUGUAUCUGAAGAAACUUUUCUACGUUUCGUUGAUAUGAUUUCGGAUGUUUGGUUCGUGAAGGAUGUCAACGACGCAGUCGAACAGAUAACAGCGGUUUCCACCUCGCCAGUUUACUAUUACGAGUUCUCAUUCAGCGGAGCUUUCGGAAGAAUGAAGAAGCGUCUAGACGUCGAAAAUCUACCGGGGACAACGCACGGGGACGAAUUGGGAUACCUGUUUAACUACGCGCUGUCACCGAGUCCGAACGUUCUGGGAUCCAACGACCCUUCCGUGGUGACUCAGGACAGAAUGGUUAAAAUGUGGACAAAUUUCGCCAAAACUGGGAACCCCUCGCCAGCCGAAGACCCACUGCUGAAUGUCACGUGGGCACCGUACACCGUCGAUGAACACUCGUACCUGAAUAUUGACCAGGAGCUGAGCUUGCAGCACGACCUCAAUAAACACCGACUACAGUUCUGGAAAGAUCUGUAUAAAUCUGCGCGACAGAAAAUAGUGAUGUGACCAUUUCAGUAAUUGCAUCUGAAGCAUUAAAUUGAUCUGUGAAGCUACGUAAAUACUAGCAUGCAAAACGUUGUAACUUGACAGCUUUAAACACCGGUCCUGCCACCAGAAGAUGCCCAUUUACAUAAUCAGAACUUCCACACGCUUAAUUAAUCGGAACGGUAUUGAAUGAAACCAAUAAUGUACUUGUCUCUUCUAGCGAUGUUAAUUUAUUAGGCGAAUUCUUAUGCAGGUUACCACAAAGAACAAAGCAUAGCAUUAUAUCCGCCCCGUCAAUACAUAUUUCUCCAUCGGGCCUGCUUUCAUUGGGGGAUGACAAAUGCGUGUAGAGUUUUGAUGGACAGCCACAAGGGAAGAAACCAUUCUAUCAGACCUACACGCAGAUGGCACGACAAUAUUAAAACCGAUCUUAAGGAAAUCAUGUUUGAGGGUGUGGUCUACGUUCUUCAUUUUGCUAGGGGUCGGCGCCACACGAAAGUCGGAAAACGCUGCGAUGCCAACGUCGUUUGGUUAAAAUCAGAUCCUGACUACGACAACCCGUCUACGGCGUCCUCAGCCUCUUCAGAAAGAUAAUUUGAAAUUGUGCCGAUUAGACGUUCGUUCACACGGCUACAAGCAUUUCCAGCAGCAAAGUAUGCUUCUUUAUCUAUAUGACCUCGUCCUUGCCAUCCUAUUUCUUGGAGUGCUACUACAUCCAGUUUAUAUUUAACAAUUUCGUUUCCUAUUUCAUUCAUCUUUCCUGGUCUUAGCAUGGUUCCCACGUUCCAAGUUGCUAGAGUUAUAUCGUUUUUCCUUGCCAACUGACGAAGAACUGUUUGAGAAACCUUCCAAAAAGAAAAUGCACAAGAAGAAAUCUUAUCAUUAGUGUUUGUGUAGUCACAUCUUGAUUUUCACAAAUGAAUAAAUUCAUGUCACAUGUGUAUAUAAGCUGGAA